Closterium sp. Naga37s-1 is the source of this 3195-nucleotide messenger RNA. The record is from the annotation of a GenBank genome assembly. NCBI's taxonomy places the organism in Eukaryota, Viridiplantae, Streptophyta, Zygnematophyceae, Desmidiales, Closteriaceae.
AUGCGAGGAAGGUUUGACGAAGCCGCGUCGCUCGCAACGGCUCCCAGCGCAGAACACGGGGUUCGGAAUCCUAAGGAAUCGGCUCCCGUGUUUAUCCGCGCGGCUGCGACGGCCAACGCAGCCGCCAUAGGUCUCAGCAUCGUGACCGCCGCGCCUUGCCUCCCCACCGUUUCCCCCGCCUCCGCCGCCGCUUUCAACCGCGUUGCUGACGUGGCGGCGGCGGGGCUGCCGGCGGAGGUUCUGCCGCCGAUCGCGGCGGUGAAUACGGGCGACGUGUGGCCGUCGCUGUACCACUCGGCGCAGUUCUUCUCGUCGUUCCGCUCGCUGCCCGUUCCGAUCACGUUCGACCAAGGAAGCUUCGCGGAUCGAUCGGGCUUCGCCGCGCCGCCGCUAGUGUACACAUACCCUUCCGCUGACGUCACGAGUGACGCGUCGGUGGGGACUAGUAACGAGCCGCUAACGGCUCCCGCAGUCGCUGAAUCGUCGGCAGUUCCGGCAUCCCUGCCGGCUAAUCUACCGGCUGCACUACCGACCGCACUACCGGCCGCCUUACCCGCUUCUCUCCCUGCUGGAAACUAUGUUCUGCCCGAGCCUACUGCUGCGGUUUUGCGCAUGUCCCCCUCUAGGGCUGCGGUGCCCAGUGCGCCUGUGUCGCUCAAUUACUCCGCUCCCGCCGCGUCCGCGGAUGCGGGGAAGGAGGCGGCGGGUCCCGCGGGCGCGGCUGCUGACGUGGUGUUCGGUGUCAAUGUCGUUCGUGGUGUGUCUGCAGAAGUCGGGCAUUCUCCCCAAGUCCACGCCCUCUGUGCUCAGCCAGGUCUCCUUCCGAGUGCUCAUCCCAUGCUUCCUAAUGAGCAAGGAAAUGUUGUCUCCUUCCGAGUGCUCAUCCCAUGCUUCCUAAUGAGCAAGGUGGCCGCUACUCUCUCUGGCGAGUCCCUGUCAGCCCUCGCAGUGCUGCCGCUCAUUGCUAUUCUCCAGGUGUUAGUAGGCACGGUGUUGGGCAAGGCUGCGUGCCUCGUGGCCUUCCACAAGCCCUCGUCACUGCUGCCCUCCGCUGCCCUGCUGCCCUCUCUUGUCACCGGCAACACCGGCAGCAGCAGCAGCAGCAGCAGCAGCAACUUGAAGCAUGGCGACGGCACCAGCAGAGAAACCCACUCUGAGCUUGUCGCCACUGCUGCCGAACCAGCAGCAUCGGCAGCAGCAGUGUCAUCAGCAGUAGCAUCGGCAGCAGCAGCAGCAGCAGCGGCACUGAGGACAAAGGAGUCGGUGGUGACAGCGGUGUGUGCGUUCAGCAACUCGCUGUCGCUGCCUCUCGUGUUCCUCACGGCGCUGCUCAGCCAGGUGGACGGCGACAGGGCAGCUGGCUACCUCGCUCUCUUCAUGAUGGGCUGGCAGCCGGCGCUGUGGACGAUUGGCUACAGCAUCUUGAAGGAUGCUGGCAAGCCUGCUGGCGGUGUGAGCAGCAGCAGCAGCAGCACCAAGCCAGCUGCGACUGUUGUUGCUGCUGCUGGUGGUGGUGGUGUUGGUUCCGUGCGUGCGUGGGCGAGCAACGCUGUGGAGUGUGUCUCUGGCGUGGCUAAGAAGGUGUUCAACCCGCCUAUGUAUGGGGUUCUCGUGGGGGUUGUUAUCGGCACCACCCCGCUCGGCCAUUUCUUCCUGCCUGCUGCUGCUGAUGCUGCUGCGGCUGCUACAGCUGCUGCUGCUGGCUCAGGCGACCUGCUGUCCUCUCUCCUCAGCCCUGCUACAGCCGGAGUGCUAAACCCUCUGUUUGGGGCAGCAGGCAUGCUAGGGGGAGCAUGCGUGCCAGUGCAAACCAUCGUCCUCUCUUCCUCUCUCGCUGACGCCCUCCCCUCCAACCUCUCUUGGCCCAAAUUCCUCCCCGCGCUCCCCAACCUCCCCACUCCUCCCAACCCCUUCGCAAACCUCCAAAAGUCCCUCUCUGCCAAAUUCCCCGCCCCUGUCUUCCCUGCUGGUUCCCCCCCUCUCGCCGAUCUCCACCACCUCCUCCAAUCCCUCCUCACCCCUUCGUCCUCCUCUUCUUCCUCUUCUCACCCCUCCUCCUCCCCGUCCUCCUACUCCUCUUCCUCCUCUGAUUCCGCCUCCUCACUUUGGCUCCUAGCCCGUUUAGUCCCCCACCAACCAUUCCUUGGGAACUCCGUUCUAGCAGCUUCCUACUCCACUGCUGCUGCAGCUGCAGCCACCGCUUCAGCUGCUUCAGCAGCUGUUGUCGCCGGUGGCGCCACUGCUGCUGUCCUGGCCGUCCCAGUGCAAGGGAGAGUGGAGAGGGGCGCGGAGGCGUUGGAGAGGGGUGAGGAUGGGUUGAAGCAGGUGCGGUCGUGUGAGGCCGAGAGCAACACCGAGGCGGUGGGAGGGGUGGCGAUGCUGGGGGAUGGGGACGUUACGGGUGCAUUGGAGGUGAAUGGGCUAGAGGCGGUGGAGUUAGAAAUGGAUUUGAGCAUGGGCCAGGGUGCUGCCAUGCACCUGGAGCGACCAAACACUGAUGCUGCAGCAGCAGCAGCUGUAGGGGACGCUGAUGCUGCCGGUCCUUCCACUGCAGCAGCUGCCGUGGGAGAGGAAGUAGCAGCGCCUAUUCGCCCUGUUGCUCCUGCCAUGUCUCCUGAACUGGCAGCUGCGCUGGCUCCUGCUACUGCUGCCGCCCUCGCCCCUUCUUCCUCCGCUGUGUUUGCCCAUACAGCAGCAACACCAACCGCCACGGCACCUGAAUCCGUUGCCACUGCCCGCGCCGCAUCUGCUGUUGUCGCUGCCACUGCUGUACCUGCUGCUGUUCCUGCUGCUGCUGCUGCUGCUGCUGCUGCUGCUGCUGCUGCUGCUGCGGUAGCUGCACCUGCCACCGCACCAACUUUGGCAGGGCCGCCAGCAGACCUGCUGGACAAUCGUGCGCUGGUAGUGGUGUCACUCGUGCGCCUGCUCGUCUCUCCCAUCGUUGGCAUGACCAGCAUCAUGGCUCUCUACCACGCUCACCUCAUUCCCCAGGACCCUAUCUGCGCGCUUUGCCUCAUGGUGCCCACAGCCAUGCCGUCAUCUCAGAGCCUCGUGGUUCUCACUCAGCUGAGUUCUAAGACGCGCCCUCUAGCAGGAGUGCUCGCCUCACUCAUGCUUCGACAGUACGCCCUGGCCAUGCUACCCAUCACUAUCUGGGUCACCGUUUUCCUCACCAUCCUCAACAUCCCCAUGUGA